This is a messenger RNA of Blumeria graminis f. sp. triticale, 1161 nucleotides long. NCBI's taxonomy places the organism in Eukaryota, Fungi, Ascomycota, Leotiomycetes, Helotiales, Erysiphaceae. The record is from the annotation of a GenBank genome assembly.
AUGGCAAUUCAUAUUAUUGCUGAAGCUCUAAGUAAGGGAAUACCAGGCAUCUCGAACAAGUGGAAGAUUCUGUGGUUUGCUUUGUGUUUCACAUUAAUUGGCAUAGUAAAAUGGUUCUCUACAGGAAUUUCCAAUACUUCUGAGCGAAAGUUACAUGGAAAAAUAAUAAUGAUUACUGGAGGAACCUCAGGUAUAGGUGCUGCAGCUGUUCUUAGCUUAGCACAGCGUGGGGCACAAAUUAUUCUUUUGGUUCAUCAACCCCCCAAUGACUUAUUUUUAAUCGAUUUCAUUGGGGAUCUGAGAGAAAAGAGCGGAAAUGAGUUGAUUUAUGCUGAGCAAGUAGAUCUAUCAUCCCUCUACAGUAUUCGAAAGUUUGCCACGAAGUGGAUUGAUAACGCGCCACCACGCCGUCUUGAUAUGAUCAUUUUAUGCGCUGCAACCCUCACCCCACCUGGAAAGCAGCGAACACUCACCGAAGAGGGUCUGGAAGAGAUGUGGAUGGUCAAUUAUCUUUGCAACUAUCAUUUACUCAGCAUCCUGAGUCCUGCAAUUCGCGCACAGCCGCCAGAUCGCGACGUAAGAAUUAUCUUUACCACCUGCUCCAGCUAUAGCAGCUCACCACCCAUCAAAGACUAUCCAACGUUUCUCAAAAACUGGGCACCAAGUAAAUCGUAUGCUCAGAGUAAAUUGGCUUUGACUAUAUUUGCUCAAUCAUUUCAGAAGCAUUUAAGCGCUUACCAGAGACCAGAUGGUGCACCUAUGAAUGCACGCGUAAUAAUAGUAAAUCCAGGAUAUACUCGGACCCCUGGAAUGCGAAGAUGGCUCAGUCGAGGCACUUUCUGGGGACUUGGAAUGUACAUUGUGCUCUGGGAGUUCGCAUGGCUAUUUUUGAAAUGUUCUGAAGAUGGUGCUCAAAGCCUCCUUUAUGCAGCUAUGGAAGCUUCACUCUCUAGGGGCCCAGGCGGCAAAUUUAUAAAGGAGUGUAAGGAAGUAAAACCUGAGAGAAGUGAACUUACUGACGAUGCUGCCGGCAAAAAAUUAUGGGAAGGCAGCGAAAUUUUAGUAGAAGCCACAGAAAAGAAAAUUUUGGCCAAGCAGAGCUCAAAGAAAAAGAUGAAAAAAAAAGAAAUCGACAGUAUGAAAGGCUUUUGUAGCACCUAG